Molecule: messenger RNA, 1906 nt
Organism: Seminavis robusta
Lineage: Eukaryota; Bacillariophyta; Bacillariophyceae; Naviculales; Naviculaceae
Source: the annotation of a GenBank genome assembly
GGUACCGAAGUGAUUCCUCUUGGUAGCCAACCGGCCAAUCUCUUUGGUGUCCUUCACAAAGCAUUCUCAUCUACCAGUAGUCAGCGGUGGCAAAAGCUCAUUGAUUGAUCAUUCAUCUCAUCUCUUCACAUCAAUAAAAUUUAAUAUCUACCGUACGGUAUCUUCUCGAGUACUAGUAUCUGUAUCCAUCAAUCACCACCAUGAUGAAGUUUGUGCAUGUAUUGCUGUUCCUGGCUGCUACUAGUGCCUUGGUGUUGGUGAGUGGAAGCAAAGAGCAUCUAUCUCGGUACCGUCGUUUCUUGGACUCGGAGCAACAAGAGGUCCAUCCCGUGUUGGCAGUGGCCAUGAAGAAGAAUCCCAAUGACCCCAACGAGAAAGCAAUCGUCUUGCAGAGUGUCCCAGCUGGUCAAGGUGCCGUCAAGUUGGUUCCAGAAAACAACGACGAUCGUCGUCGAUUGUUGUCUCACACUCACAAUCGUCGUCGAGCCGAAGAAGUGUCGUUUACGCGUCCCUCGGAAGAGACGGGCUUUUACUUUUCCAACGAGAUUAUCGUGGAGAUCGAAAAUGUCGAUCCUGCUACAGCUCCUUCGAUUGUGUUUUCCGGAAUUGACAAUGGAAUGGAGUAUUCCUUUCCUGUCACAGCAGAAGAUGUUGCCGAUGGAGUUGUCAUUGAGAUCCUAGACAACUUGGUACAAGGACUGUACACCUUGAAGCUAGUGGCUGCCGAUGGUCAAGAACUGAUUGUCCUGGAUGAAACCGUUGAAGUGGGAUCACCUCAGACACCAGUAGGCGAUGAAUUCUACGAAGAGGGAGGUGACGUCAUGGGAGCGGUAGGAAGGAUAUAUUUCUUUGUCGAUGGCAAUCUCUUUGCCUGCACGGGAACUGUCAUUCACGACAACAAGAGUGGACGCUCCCUGGUUAUGACGGCUGCCCACUGUGUCUGGCCCGACCGAACCGGACAACGCAAGUUUGCCUAUGAUCCCAUUUUCAUUCCCAACCGUGACGCCGUCGAAAUCCCCACCAAUGAAACGGGACGUGAUAUUCAUCGUACGUGUACAGAAGACGUCUGUGGUUGUUGGACACUCUCGGGAGGGGUCGUACACGAUGUGUGGUCCGAGUCUCCCUGGCCACAGCGUCUCGCAUACGACUACGGAUUCUACGUUGUCAAGGAUUACGGGAUGCACGAAGGAACCGUCUGUCGAGAUACCACUGCACUCGACAUUGCCGUCGAUGAAAUGCAAUUCUCGGUUGGGGAUGACAUUGUGGGAGAGCCUGGAUAUUCCUUUGGAUACGCACUCCAGUGGAAUCCCUUCUUUCGAUACUGCUCUGACACCAUCACGGUCGAAGACACCACCUUGGGCUUUGACACGGCAUGGAUCAACUCGUGUAGUCUGGGAACUGGAUCCACCGGAGGACCUUGGAUGAUUGACUUUUCCGAGGACACCGGGCGAGGCAAGGUCGUCACCGUCAACUCGUGGUACAAGACCUGGACAACCGGAUAUGGUGGACCCUUUAUCGAUGCUUCCGAGGCGCGUUGUUUGGUCAAUGCGGCGCGUGACGUCGAUAUAGACGUACUCUUUUCACUACCAGAAGGUGAACAAGGCAUCAUCGUCAAUUGUUAUGAUCGUCCUUGUCGUGACGGAACUUCCCGCAUGUUGCGAGGAGGACGAAUGCUCUGUGGUCAUCAAGAUACCGAUCAGGCUGUGUCGAAACACCAGCAAAACAGAGAUCUUCUCGUGCAAGACGAAUCUGUUGUGGUGUGAGCAUGACAAGCAGGAGCUCAAACUAUCAACCUACUAUUUUAUAAUAGUAGUUUCGAUACAUUCAUACAUAUACGUACAUCAUAAUGAACGUUGCCAUUAUAAUGAAAGUUACAAAUCUUUGCGAAUUAUUUUCAUAACCGAGA